AUGAACAAACUCCGACCUCUAAUAAUUCCACCGUUGUCCGAUCACACGGCUACGUUAAUAUUCUUGCAUGGUAGAGGAGAUACAGGCUUCGGAUGGAAGGACACGUUUGAAGGAGAGCUAAGGUUACCCCACUUCAAGGUUAUCCUACCCCACGCCCCCACACGGCGACUAGCCAGAUGUGGAGGUGUUGCCAUGCCUGCUUGGUACGACUCGAAAGCGUUGGCGUGGGACGGUGGAGAGGUCGCAGAUCACGUUGAAGCCAGCAGAAGGGUGGUGUUCGAUCUGAUCGACGAGGAAGUGAAGAAUGGGAUUCCAGGAGACAGGAUUCUGGUGGGAGGAUUCUCUCAAGGCGCCGCGGUCUCUCUUUUCUCUGGCCUGACGUAUCACAGAAGGCUGGCUGGUGUGAUUGCCUUGUCAGGCUAUCUACUACAACAUAAUAGAUUCCCCGGAGAGUGUCAGGCCAACAAGAACACGCCAAUCUUCUUCGGAUGCGGAGAUUCUGAUUCCAUCGUGCCGUACGAAGGUUUGAUGAAGAAGAGCUACGAUUACAUUGACGGGUUUCAAGAUGGCAUUCAGUUCCAUGUCUACCGUAACCUCGACCACGAGAUUAAUCAUCAGGUAAGAUACUGUUCACAAUAUGAGUUUACAACUCAUUAAACUAGACAUUUUAAAACAAUCAACCUCACUUAUAACUUAAAAUAUAAGUUUAGGAAUUAGACGACAUCAAGGAUUUCAUAGAGAAGGUAGCGCCCAGGAACUCUUAA
Molecule: messenger RNA, 764 nt
Organism: Bursaphelenchus okinawaensis
Lineage: Eukaryota; Metazoa; Nematoda; Chromadorea; Rhabditida; Aphelenchoididae
Source: the annotation of a GenBank genome assembly